Molecule: messenger RNA, 4664 nt
Organism: Vanessa atalanta (red admiral)
Lineage: Eukaryota; Metazoa; Arthropoda; Insecta; Lepidoptera; Nymphalidae
Product: protein FAM91A1
Exons: 19
Coding region: 95-2938 (947 amino acids)
Source: RefSeq, a predicted model, not a curated record
UGUACAAAAAUUUUCUUAUCAAAAUAUUUGUAGCAGUAUGUUUUAAUUGUUUCAUUCGAUGAAAUCGUGAUUAAAAGAUAUUAUCUCCAAAAUCAUGGAGGAUGAAAUUGAUGAAUGUGUUAGGAAAAAGAUAAGUUGGCCACAAUUGCCUGGUAAUAUUAAAAAGUUGUUCAAUGAGACUCCAAAAGAAUAUGACAAGUAUAUUUUUGAAUUCAGUAUUAAAAAUCAGCUGCGCUAUAGAGGCAGCCUAGUGAGAACAGUGAAGAAGGAUGAGAGAAAAUACUAUGAAGCACUGGUGCAGAGCAGCAUACAGAGGCUUAUGCUGUACCCCUAUCACUUAGCUGACAUGAUUGUGAAGGGAUUAAGAAUAACUCCCUUUAUAUAUUAUAUAGAAGUUGUUGCCCUGCUAAUAGAGCUGGAGAAGAGUUAUGACACCAUGCCUAAUUUUACUGCUGCUGAUUGUCUUCGGCUUCUGGGUGUUGGACGAAACGAGUACCUGGAACUAGUCGCUAAAGCUCGAUCUCUUGGGAGACGUGGAAGGUCGAGAGCUAUUCGAUGUUUGUUACCCCGUGUACCUCUCAAUGUACCCAUGCAACCAUGGUGGAGAGUAGAGCUGGGUUACGUCCUUGAAGAAGAUGUUAAGCCUUUAGGUGAGAGCGAGAAGGCGCUAAUAGACUUGCUAAUCGAUCAAGGGUCGCAGACCGCCGGCACGCUUGACUACUACGUUGUCAAGAAACUAUACAGACGCGGUUUGAUUUACUUAGACGUGCCAAUAACAGCGGCGGACAAAGUGUCAGUUCCGCCUCUCAAAGGUUUCGUGAUGAACCGGAUAGCCGGGGACUAUUUCGAGACGUUACUGUACAAAGUGUUCGUGUCCAUCGACGAGCACACCAGCGUCGCCGAGCUGGCAGCGGUGCUGCAGGUGGAGUGCGAGCUGGUGAAGCAGGCGGUGUCGCUGUACUGCCGGCUGGGCUUCGCGCGGCUGCAGCGCGCGGCGCCGCCCGCGCACGCCAGCUGGGCGCGCGCCGUCACCGCGCACUCGCACCAGCCGUAUAGACAAAUAGCUCCACUUACUUUUGGCUCUAACAUAGAAGAAGACCUGCAAAUGGAACCCGUACUUCUCAAAGAUAUGCCCUCUACUUCAAAACAGAAUUCUCAGUCAGAAAUAUCUGAGUCGUCUUCAAGUAGCAGCGGUCAAAGAGUUGCUGUUCUCUUCGACUCCACAUUAGCGGCUUACCUUAUGAUGGGAAAUCUAUCACCGGAUCUUAAAAGUCAUGCGGUGACACUGUUUGAAGUUGGAAAAUUGUGUGACGAAAGUUUGGACAGUCUGCUUAUGGAAUUGGAUAAGGUGGUCGGAGAUCCAGAGAUCGAAGGUGAAGCGAGGCGGUACUUGGCGGCUGCAGCGUGUUUACGUACAGCGCUGCGUACGUUGCGUCCUAGCUUACGACCACUAGACCUUCUCCGCUGUGAAGCGCUUCAUGCGCUCGACGCUCCAGCUCGGGCUCGCCUGUUAGCCACUAAAUAUAGACUGGCGGUGUCGACGGCGCCGCUGGGCCGCGAGGCGCGCGCGGGCGCGGCGGCGGGCGCGCUGCCGCACGUGGGGCCCGCGCCGCCCGAGGCCGCCUCGCCCUGGAUGCGCCUCUACCUCUACCACCUCGCCGGCUACGGGCCGCCCACGCUGCUGCUCACCAAAGGCACCGUCCUGCGCGGGAUCCCGCGGUCGCUGCUGGGGUUCUCGCGGCUCGCGGUGUCGUGGUGGGGCGCGGAGUCGGAGGCGGCGGCGCUGCCGGCGGCGGCGGCGCUGGCGGCGGCCAACUCGGCGCUGCGGCGCGGGCCCGUGCUGCUGCAGGCGGCCGGCGUGCGCGCCGCGCCCGUGCUGGCGCACUUGUCCUUCCCGCCCUCGUCCGAUGACGUGGACGAGCUGCAGAGCCUGUGGCGCAAGCACGCGGGCCUGCGGCGCCUGCUGCGGCGCCUGCGCCUGAGUCGCUCGGCGGGCUACGUGACGCUGGCCGACAUCGGCGUGCCCGACCUGGGCUGUGCGCACCCGUCCGCGGCCGUGCAGCUCGUAACCCCAAGGAAGAAAAAAGACACUUGUGGUAUAGCAAAGCCAGUCAGUGAAAUAUCGAUAUCUUCUAACGAUUCUGCGAAAGAGAUGUCGGAAUACACGAAGGUUAUAAACAGCCGUCUGCAAUCGCCUAUAGAGUCUCAUUUCGCAGUCACUCCCACCGGAGACAGCAAGACGAGCUCGCCUGCCAACGGUUUCACAAGCGCCGAGGGCGGGAAACUACUCUGCGAAGAACUUGAUAAUUUAAACAUCGAAACGCAUCAAAGCAAAGAAUCUAUAGCGAGCAGCGACGACUUUGUACCCAUACAUUCCUCGACCAGUAUUGAUGAUUUUAAAGAGAAACAUUCCAGCGAAAAUUCCAGAAGCAAUGAGUCAAUUUUAGAGGACUUAAUUCCAAUUCAAUCGCCCGCUAAUAUAAGAGAUAACGUCCACAAACCGGAGCAGUUGAACGACCUGUUCAGUCCCGUCGAAGAAUCGAUAUCAAUGUUCACACAGUUGUCCGAUAAACUGACGGAGAUCACCACCGAAGGCGACAGCGGUGUUGAUACGGCGCAUAACUAUUCCGAUGACGAAACUUGCAAACCUGAAAAAUGGACCAUUUUAGAUCUUCAAUUUGGCAUUCCACUGUUUGACGAAGCUCUUUGUGAAAAAGUGUGUCACAGUAUUGUUGAAAAGAUAGCAAAGCCUGAAUUGUUCGACAAAGUAAAAGAAGACAACGAAUUUAUAAGAUCGGAUGUCUUAAAGUUUGUGUCACAGUGUCAGUAUUAUCCAGGAGAAGAUAUGGGAAUAGUUAAACGCGGUACUUUGGUCCCCUUACCGAGAAAAUGUCUGGUGUUCGAAAAUGGGAGAAUUAGUGAAUGGAAUGGAAAGUGAUUCUAUCGCGGUAAUACCCUUAGUAUAAUAUACAUAUUACAUAUGGCUUUUACAUAAAUUAUUUGACAUAAUGAAGAAAUUUAAGGCAACUGUAGUUAAGGUAUGACAUAUAAAUUAUGAGGCAUUUCACAAGUGUUACUGUUCCAUUAGAAAUUUUAAGAUUGAAGACAAUGCAUCCAAAAAUAAUAUUCACUUCUCUGUAAACCAUUCACUAUUGUUCAAUACAUUAUAAUUUUAAGUUAUUAACAUAGACUUAUUUAAUUACUCAACCUUAUUAUGCAAAUGCGGUAACAUCAAACCUAUAAGGCGAGAUUACGAAAAAAUGUUGGAUGCGUGUUUUACACCAUAUCAUAAACUUAUGCUAAAUACAAAAUGUUACUUGAGUUGACACUAUUUUUUGAUCUGAGAAUAUUAAAUUGAUAUUAAAUGAUAAUUUAGAGAUUGAUGAUGAAGAACUUUAAGUGAUCAUUAGGUCUUCAAUCCGUAGCCUUGGAACAAGUAGUUAGCAAAGCAGAUUAACGAAUACCAAGUAACACCAUCAUAGUUAAAAAGGCAAGAUACGACAUAUGUACCCAUUACAAUUAAAUGAAAUUAAAAUUAGUAGAGGAAGACGAUUAUGCAGUUUAUUAUUAGGUAUAAUUAUAGCACAUUUGUUUUAGUCUUUUAAUGCCAUUGUUAACAUCUCCUUUUCUUUAAACAUGAGAGAGGAUAUUGCUAAUGAAACAAAAUGAAUAUCUAAAAAUUUUGUCGUAAGGCUUGUCAAUCCAUCAAUCAUACCAAGGCUGACAGAUUUAACUGACGCCAGUUUGAAUAUAUAAUGGUCACUAUAAAAGGUUUCGAGACCAUUACGAUUAUGGACGACAAUUUUCAUAUGCAGUAACUUACCUAUAGUUGAUAUAAUAGUGAAUCAAUAUUAAGAUAUUCGUAAAAGUGAAUGUACUAAGUCUAAUGUAUUAUAAAAUGUACCUUAAUAUUUGUAUUGAAGAAUCUUCAAACGCGCUAUUAUGAAAUAUAAAAACAUAAUAUAUAUUUUCACUAGUAUAAUAAUUAUUUGUUGUAAAUGUAAUGUUAACAUUUUUAGAUUACUAAUGAGAUUGUAAAAGGUUAUCUUAAUAAAUCCUUCAAUAAUAUGCAAUUUUAAAUGUACUUUAAUGACUCAACUUUCCACUGGAUUAUUAUGUAGUAUAAAUGUGUUACAAUGUUAAAAAAACAGUAAGACCCUGCAAUAUUUAAUGAAUGUAAUAAUUACAGUUAUUAAGAAAAAUAAUUUAUUUUAAAUGUGAUAAAAAUAUAGAUUAUUAGAUAUAUUAUUAUUGAUAGAUUACUAAAUAUUUUAUUUAUUUAUCCGUAGAUAGAACAGAGUUUUAUUUUUUAAAUUCAUCCAUCAUGUUUAGCUGAUUUUGCUACCGUCCAUGUGUUAUUGCAAUAAAAAAAUAUUUUUUUUGGAAUAUAACUUUUCGUCAUAUUAUUAGAGUAUAUAAGAAUAGUAGUUAUUUUUGUAAACUUUACUCACUAUGUCAUAUUAUUAGGUGUUGUAAAUAAAACUCUGUACUAUCCAUUUUACACAUGUGUUGUAUUUAAUAGGAGAUUCACUUAGUUUCUCAAUAAAGUUUACCUUUGUUAAUUUGGAUUAGUCUAUUACCAUUUUAAAAAGAUAGGGUAAUAUUAUAUAAUAUAGUUGCCAUCCUAAUAUAACCACCUCUUUAUUAUUUUUUAAAAGCUUUGU